Arabis nemorensis is the source of this 348-nucleotide messenger RNA. Lineage: Eukaryota; Viridiplantae; Streptophyta; Magnoliopsida; Brassicales; Brassicaceae. The record is from the annotation of a GenBank genome assembly.
AUGGAGUCAUUCCUUUACCGGCUUAAGAAGAUGGGCUCUAAGAAGAUUAACUCUGAGCAUUGUGAAUAUGGAAACGAUACUUUUGUGCCUUCAACAGAAGGCUCGUCAUCGAGACUGGAGGAGGCCAUGUUGGCUUUAAAGAAUAGAGUAUCAAAAGCGAAACUCAAGGAGGCCAUGUUGGCUUUCGAGCACAAAGAAGAGAAUAUCAGAAGUUUGUUCUUCAGUUUGGAACCAAGCAGUGAAGGUGUGACAGAAUCCCUUUUUCAGAGCCACAUUCUGCGCAGUGUCCUCAAACACUCAUUGUGUUUUGCAUUUUCUAUGGCGCCAGAGGUCUAUCUUAUUAUAUAA